Messenger RNA from Xiphophorus hellerii (green swordtail), 3442 nucleotides. It is a transcript of the gene golim4a, whose product is annotated as golgi integral membrane protein 4a. The record is from RefSeq and is a predicted model, not a curated record. The transcript has 16 exons. NCBI's taxonomy places the organism in Eukaryota, Metazoa, Chordata, Actinopteri, Cyprinodontiformes, Poeciliidae. Bases 464 to 2560 code for a protein of 698 amino acids. Gene Ontology annotation, cellular component: Golgi membrane; Golgi apparatus.
GGAGGGACUUCCUCUGGAGCAGCAGUUUAAUGGAAAGCUGCUUCUGGGCUGACACGUAACUAAAAUUAAAGGUACUUCAGAGGCCUCGACCUGGACGCGAAUUUCUCAACUUUAACGCAAGCUUGACGGAACUGCGUCGGAAACGUCUGAAGGAGGAAGAGGAGAGAACGUAGCGGCCCUGAAGCGGGAAGCCUGAGAUUUCUUGUUUUGCAUUACAGAACUGGGCAGAGCACUUACUUUGACUUGAAGUAAAGCGAAGAUCUGAGCGACUCCUUUGAAGUGGAGUUGACUUGGCUAAAAUAAUGCAUGCCGAAGCAACUGUUUACACGUAAAGCGGUGCCGUUUUGUGAGUGGAAAUGCUCGGGGAGUGACUGGGAGGGGUGCAAAAAAGUUGAGUCGGAAGUUUCCACCAGCAGAGACGGGGCUUUCUCGCGCAGACCGCGGGGAGGGGUGCGGGUCCAACAUGGGAAACGGGGUGUGCUCUCGCAGGCAGCGGCGGAUCUUCCAGUGCCUGCUGCUGGUCACCGUGGUCUGCGGGAUGAUGUACGGGGGACUCAUGUCCUAUGAGAUGCAUAAACAGCUCAGGAGGACCGAGGCGACGGCACUCAAGUACCAACAGCACCAGGAGUCACUCUCGGCACAGCUCCAAGUGGUGUAUGAGCAUCGAUCAAGGUUGGAGAAGUCUCUUCAGAAAGAGAGGUUAGAGCACAAAAAGGCCAAAGAAGAUUACCUUGGUUAUAAACUUGAAGCGGAGCAAUCUCUGAACAAAGAGAAGCAGGAUGCCAACAGCAAACUCAACUCCUUACAGGUGCAGCAUCAGAUGCUAAAGAAUCAGCACGACGAGCUGAAGAGGCAGUACUACGAGCUAAACGAGCAGCACCAAGUGCAAGGCGAGGACCACAGCCGGCUGCUGGACGAACACAGAGAUCGCUACAAUAAACUGCAGCAAGCCAAAGAGGUGGAGGUCUCCCAACUUAAAGAGCAUGUUUAUAACCUGAGAGAAGAAAAUAAACAACUGAGGAAAGCCCACCAUGAGAUUCACACGCAGCUACAGGAUGCCCAGCUCAAGCAUCAGAACCUGAAGGCCGUCCACGACCAGCUUGCACUGACCCUAGAGGACCACAAGAGUGCGCUAGCUGCAGCUCAGGCCCAGGUGGAUGACUACAAGCAGUUCAAAGAGACUUUGAACCGGGAACCAAACCGGGUACGACCCGAUCCAAACUCUAUUGCUCAGCAGCUGCAUGCAGCCGCAGUAACAGCUGAGUCCCAUGUUCACCAAUCCCAGCAGGCUGCUAAAGAGACACGCGCUCAGGGAGAACAGCGCCCCCACUGGGACACCGAGUCAAGGUUGGAUAAUCAGGAAGAGAAGGAGGCCAACGCCCAGUCUGACGUCAAUUCCCACCCUGCUGUGUCCCAGCCCGGCCUGUCUGAGAGGGAUGAGGACAGAGAGGGAGAGGCUGAGAGGAAGAGGGAGCUGGCAGAGGAGGAGAUGGCUCAAGCAGGACAGCCUCAGAAGCUGGAGGAGGACCUGGACCAGGCGCACGAAGAGCAGAUGGAGGAGGAGGAGAGGGAGGAAGAGCAGCCUGAUGAGAACACGUUGGACAGACAGAGACGGCAGCCACAGCUGGACAACCAUGUUGAGCUGCACCAGGGGGCUCAGCUGCAGCAGCAGCAGCAGGCGCCAGCUCAGGUGUACCACCUGAAGUCAGCCUACGAGCAGCAGCAGGAGCAGCGGCGCCUGGAGGCCCAGAGGGACAACGAGCGCAGGCAGAUCCAGAUGCGACAGGAAGCGCUGCAGGCGCAGCGAGAGAAGGUGCUGAAGGAGAGGGAGCAGCGGCUAAAGGAGGAGAAGGAGCGAGAGGAGCAGCAGAACAGGGAGGCUGACAGAAAAGAACAGCUGCUGAGAGAGGAGCACCAGAGGAAAAGAAUGGAGUAUGAGAACAUGGAUGAAGACGUUCCAAGAGAAGAGGACCGUCACACUGCUAAUGAAGAAGAGAGAGACGUUCACAUGUUACAUGAAGAGGAACAGGAGGAGAAACAACCAGCUCACAUAGCAGCCCCACAUCAGGGCGGCAUGGCCGGUGAGGUAGAUCCUGAAGAUGACCCCAACAACCAGGGAGAGGACGAGUUUGAGGAGGCUGAGGACGAGCGUCUGGCACACAGGGCUGCUGAGGAGGAAGAAGAGGGGGAGGAAGAGGAGCCAGCUGCUCCUGGCCAGCACAUAGUCUCUCAUCCGGGCCCCGGCCGACCUGCUAUGGAGGAGGAGCUGGUGAUGGCUGGAAACCCAGAUCAACAGGAGGAUGCACUGGAUGAUCAAUACCAGGAAGAAGACGAGGCCCAGGAGGAUGUAGCUGGUGGAGAGAAAAGGGAAGGAGAAGAGGAAGGGGAAGAUCCAUAUAAUGAGAACACGGAACAGAACAAAAACCAGGAUGGACCCAGAAAGAAACAGCACCACCAGAAUGGAGCGCACGAGGAAGAAAAUUACGAGGAGGGAGAGGAGGAGGUGGAGGAGGAUGCAGCCGGUCGAGAUAAGGGAACCAAUCGAAGAGCAGAAAUGUAGGCUGAGCAGCUGCGGCGCAUUUUGUGCUGCUAGUGCAGCCAGUCAGGAAUUAAAACCAGCCAUCCAUUCAGAAUUUUGCUUCGGAAAAUCUGAAAAUUGUGCCAGGAACAUAGGAAUCCAAACACUGAACACUGUGGAAAUGGACACAACUUUUAACGCUAAAUUGCAUACAUGAUUAUGUAUUUUUAUUUUUAUUUUUUUUACCUUAAUCUGCUUUUCUGUUUCCUUGCUCCUCUGGAUAAGAGAAUGUAUUUUUUUAUCUGUAUGCUGAGUUUGUGUUUCAGGAAAGAAACAACAAUGUAAUUCUAAUGUUGUCAGGCCCCUUUUGUAUGUUUUUUGCAGACAGUUGUAUUUUUGCAAAGCUUAGAUGUUCAUUUACAUCACACAUUCCAAUGAGUAAUGACAUUUUAUUAUUUAUUGCUGGUAGUAACAACUCUGACAAUCAUUAAAUGGUGCAACAUUUUAAAACAUUCAUCUUCUGCUGGAGGAAGAUUGACAUUUAGGCUUUAACCAGCUUCCAGCAGGGUGACUCGCAGGGGCAUUUUCUCUGGAUAUUCCUGUAAAAUGCCACUCAGAGACAUUUGUGGCAAAGCCGCUAAGUGCUGAGGGUCACACUGACAUGUGCCUUUCCGUUCGUGGAAUCCUCUCGUCUAUCCUAGUCGCUUAACAUUUAGGAAAUAAUUUUAAUAUAAAAGAAGAGAUGUGAGGAUGCCGCAUGAGCUGAGGUUUAUUUCCAGUCAGCUGCUGGUGUGAAUAAAAUUCACCUUGUAUAGAGAACCUUUUUGUAAAUUUGUACACCUGUUAUAUUUGAUACAAAACAAAGGGAUUUUUGAUUGUUUGUCAUCUUGAUGAAGUGUCUAAUAAAGAGGUUAAAAGCUCUAA